Leptosia nina is the source of this 2424-nucleotide messenger RNA. The record is from the annotation of a GenBank genome assembly. NCBI's taxonomy places the organism in Eukaryota, Metazoa, Arthropoda, Insecta, Lepidoptera, Pieridae.
AUGCUUAUGUAUGCAGUUUCAUCGUGCGGGUUUCCUGGUGUCCCUGCGCACUGCUCGGUCUCGUUCUCAGAAGAAAAGUACGUUUCCGGGACUGUGGCGACCUACACUUGUGACAGGGGCUUCGAAUUAUUGGGCCCAUCUCGACGUAUAUGCGACGGCAACGGGCGCUGGUCACCAGAUGGCAUACCGUUUUGCGUCCUCAAUGUCGCUGCCGGCAAGGCGCCUAUGCAGGUCUCCACUGAAGACGCAGGCGCACCUCAAAAAGCUUUAGAUGGGAGCACAGCGAUCACCUUCAGUCCGGAAACGUGUACCCUCACGAAAAAAGAAAAAGUGCCCUGGUGGUACGUCAAUCUCCUGGAGCCGUACAUGGUACAAUUGGUCCGCUUAGAUUUCGGGCAGCCGUGCUGUGGCCCGAAUAACCCAGCUGUGAUAGUAGUUCGCGUGGGCAACAACCGGCCAGACCUCGGCAUCAAUCCGAUCUGCAACCGCUACAUCGGUUACCUGGAGGAGGGGCAACCCUUGUUCCUACCAUGCAACCCGCCGAUGCCUGGUGCGUUCGUCAGCGUACACCUGGAAUCUACCACAGACAGCCAGUUGUCGAUAUGCGAAGCCUUCGUGUAUACGGACCAGGCCUUGCCGAUAGAGCGCUGCCCCCAAUUCCGCGACCAGCCACCUGGUUCGACCGCAACCUAUAAUGGAAAGUGCUACGUGUUCUACGAUCGGCAACCAGCGAGCUUUAGGGACGCUCUUGCAUUCUGCCACUCCCGCGGUGGGACCCUCGUGGAUGAGAGCAACUCGGCGCUUCAAGGGUUCAUAAGCUGGGAGUUGUGGAGGAGGCACCGGAGCGACAGCAGUAGCCAAUACUGGAUGGGGGCAGUGCGUGACCCCCAAGACCCGGAGAACUGGAAGUGGGUCAACGGCAAUGACGUCACCAUAUCGUUCUGGAACGCCCCCGGCGGGUCCGAGGGAUGCGCACGAUUCGACGGCAGCAAGGGUUGGCUCUGGGCGGACACCGACUGCCAGAUGAGAUUGAACUAUAUAUGCCAGCACCAGCCACGAACGUGCGGUAGGCCGGAGCAACCUCCGAACUCUACGAUACAAACUGAGAGUUUCGAUGUAGGAGCUACUGUGGAGUACGCGUGUGAUGCCGGCCACGUUCUUGUCGGGCCAACGGUUAGGACCUGCUUGGAGACGGGUUUCUAUGACGAGUUUCCACCUGUGUGCAAACGUAUUGACUGCGGUUUCCCAGCGGCUGUAGCACACGGUAGCUAUGACCUGAUCAAUAAAUCGGUGUCGUAUCUAUCUCAAGUGCAGUAUGUUUGCGAGCCAGGGUACGAAAUGGUUGGGAGAUCUAGGCUUGUAUGUGACAUCGAUCAAAGGUGGAAUGGCCCUCCUCCACGGUGUGACGUGAUACAUUGUGAGCCGAUUCCGACGAUCCAAAAUGGACGAGUACUACACUCCAGUAACGAAACCGUGUAUGGUUCAGUUGUUGAAUUUCUUUGCGCGAAGGGAUUCAAGCGACACGGGCCGAAACGUAUCCUUUGUCUUCCUGCUGGCACUUGGGAUAGCCCACCUCCGCACUGUUAUCCGGAGGAAAUAUCAACAACAACAACAUCAACGACGACAACGACAACAACAGCCGAACCACCCACAACGAUAAAAGUCACGGAAGCAACAACCGCAUCCACCACAUCCACAACGCAAGCGUCGACAACACCACGACUGGUUCUCCCCACAAGGCGGCGUAGACCGACAAUUAUCGAACCAAGACCAACGCCAUUUAAACCACCACCGUCGAUACCAGAUACUACGAAGACAACAGAACGCGCUACACGGGCUCCAGUGAAGAAAGUAACUGAUGUAGAGCACUCUUCAACUAGCCACGUCCCUCAUAUAAUUGUCGCCAGCCACCCCAGGGAAAACCAGGUCUUCGGCAACGGGAACAAUAUAAGAGCUGAACAAACGCCCAGGGUGAACGUCCCUCUGCCCGUGGACGGUGACAGACGGGAGCCAGUUGGAGCCAGGCUAAACAUCGGGGCUGUGGUAGCUCUUGGCGCUUUCGGGUCUCUAGUAUUCCUCAUCGCGAUCAUAACCACGAUCGUCAUACUUGUCAGGAGCAGGAAGCACAAGGGCAAGCGCUACCAACACCACAUCUCGCACGAUUGUAACACGGUAGCGUCCCUCGGUUCCUCGUCGUCAGAGUCCCGCAACGGCCUCACUAGAUACUAUAGGCAGGCGUGGGAGGAUCUCCACGAGGCCGCCGGGGGGCGCCGCUCCCGCCGACACGACAGGGAAGCCCCCAAAGACGGGUCAGAAUUAGUCGUCUCCGACGUGUACCCGGCUCCGAAUAAACGGCGACAUCACCACCACCACCACCGCUCCGAUUGGCAGUCCAGACACCACCACAAAGAUUCUAAGUACUAA